AGUCCGAUAUGAGAGGCAGACUAAAAGUGAUUGGAAAGUUGUUUUAACUUCCCAUUUCCUAGUUGGGAUACCCCAGUUUUCAACGAAGGAGAAUAACUUUUAGGGUCUUUCUGGGCUGGAAAUUCUCCACUUUGAUCAAGCAGGUAUGAAAAAAGAAGAAGGCCUCCCUUGUUUGUUUUAGAGCAAAAGGAGAUCCAUAGGUGUUGUUUACGAUUUAGCUGUGGACUGUGAAGAUUGGGAUCUUAAUGAGAUAGACAAACAUUGAAACUAUAUUGCUUCAAGACAAAAGGAAUAUACUGCUUUCUUGUCAAAAGGGGCGGAGAGUCAUCAUAUGAAGUGGAUGUUGAACUAGAUACCAUUGGCUCAUCAUUGGUGUGAUAAUGUCAUAAUUAGGUGAUCAGCGGACCAUAGAUAACAUCUCCUGAUUGGCGAAUGCACUUUUUGCAUAUUUUGCCUCUCAAUCAGAUUGAUCCAUGACUCAGAGUCAAGAAAGUCAGCUUGGGAUAGCCCGUUUGGUCAACUUUUCUGGAUUUGAUAUUAAACCAAGAUUGCGACGACCCACGUCACAUGUCAUUCAAGGGUCGUCUUCCCCUGAUGCUGAUCCGACGCAGCUGAAUUGCGCCACCACAGUUUAUGAUGCCCGCUCUUCAUCCAAACACGACGCGAGCUUCAGGAAGCGCAGGAAAAAACAUAACGUGUUGAUUAUUUAUAGCAACUCUGUGUUGUUUUUUUUAGAUGAGAGGAUUGUUUGUUGCUGAUGAUCAUUAGGAUCUCGUCUCACAACCUAGCUGUCCUUGGAUAGUAUUUAUACCUCAACCGUUGAUCAUUCCAAGGUUUAUUCCUCCUUUGCUUAUAGGCAUCAUUUGGUCUCAGCACCACGAAACAUCGUCCAUGAUUUCUAGACCAAUUCAUCAAGUAUUUAAUAACCUCACCGCGUUGUACGUUUCUCUUCUUUUUACAUUGCAUCCGCAUUUGGCGUCGCGUUCCUCACAUAGCUUCACUACUUCUCCUUCAGCAGUUAUUGUCUGAGACUUUGCCACAAAACUGCGGUUUCCCUACCACUUUUCGUCAAAUCUUCAUUUUGUCAUAAGCGCAUUGUAGUUUGGACUUCUUCAUCUCUUGUUUUUUCAUCUCAGACCCGUCAAUUCUGAGAAUUUCUAGCAGUAGCAGUCAAUCCAAACCAAGUUCCCUUCUCACAAGCCUACAGCAACUUCUCAAGUUUGAUCCAAAUACAUUCACUCAACUUUAAAUACUUCCAAAGGAAAAACUUGGACAAAUCUCCAUUAAAAAAAGGAGAUUUGUAUAUUUGAUUUUGACAAUAUCUUCAAGGAAAGUGUUGAAUGUUGACUUGUCAUUAGCUAUGGAUGCAGGAUCAAUGUCUAUGUAUUACAGCUGGCAGCUGUAUCUAUCAGCUUGUAGAGAUCCACAGCUUUAUUUAUGGCACAAAGAGCUGAAGAAAGCCAAGCCAUCAGGACCACCAACACCUCCUCUAACACCAACAAGUCAGAACCAACUGACAACCCUUCAUCACCCUAGUCCUAUCCAUCUACCAAAUGCUCUAGCCUGUGGCGCCGCAGCUGGUACCCUCAAAGGUGCUGAACAUGUCCCUUUCUUACCCCUUGGUGCAAUCAGUACUGCUGCAUGGACACAGGGUCUCGCAACCUGGCAGGUGCCACCUGGUGCCAUCACAGCACCACCAAGUGCCUCACUGACGGUACCAAAUCCAAACAGCACAUUGAGGCGCCUAGUACUCAACGGUUCCUCAUCGGUGCCAUCCUCUCGCCACCACACAUCAUUGGGGUCAUCAUCGGCACCGCCAAAGAAAGCACCUAAGUUUGACUUUGCUCAUCUGGCCAUCGCCGCGACUCAACCUUGCAGUGCCGAUAGUAGCAAGACGCGGUUGGUGCCUUUGCAACCAACCGAGAGGCGCCGGGGUAGAGGACCAAUGAGAGCUAAAAAAGAGUUCAUCUGCAGGUUCUGUGGACGUCAUUUCACCAAGUCAUACAACCUCCUGAUACAUGAAAGGACCCAUACUGAUGAAAGACCAUAUUCUUGUGAUAUCUGCCAUAAGGCAUUUAGAAGACAAGACCAUCUUAGAGACCACAGGUACAUCCAUUCUAAGGAGAAACCAUUCAAAUGUGGAGAGUGUGGUAAAGGAUUCUGUCAGGCAAGAACCUUAGCUGUUCAUAAAACCCUUCAUAUGCAGCAAUCGCCUCACAAGUGCGCCACCUGUGGACGGACCUUCAACCAACGUAGUAACCUAAAGACGCAUCUUCUAACCCACACAGACAUCAAACCUUUCAACUGUCCUAACUGUGGAAAGGUCUUCAGGCGGAACUGUGACCUGAGGCGACAUAGCUUUACCCAUAACGAGUGCGUAGGUGCUAUCCAGGCUGCAGCUGCAGCGGCUGCUGCCGCUGCUGCUGCUGCCGGCACAGGGCCGAUGACAAACAACUCGAUGAACAAUGGUGGUGCUACACUUGUAGAGGUUGCAAAUUAA
Lytechinus variegatus (green sea urchin) is the source of this 2500-nucleotide messenger RNA. RefSeq names its product protein odd-skipped-related 1-like. The transcript has 3 exons. Lineage: Eukaryota; Metazoa; Echinodermata; Echinoidea; Temnopleuroida; Toxopneustidae. Bases 1361 to 2500 code for a protein of 379 amino acids. Gene Ontology annotation, molecular function: RNA polymerase II transcription regulatory region sequence-specific DNA binding; DNA-binding transcription factor activity, RNA polymerase II-specific. The record is from RefSeq and is a predicted model, not a curated record. Gene Ontology annotation, biological process: embryo development; regulation of transcription by RNA polymerase II. Gene Ontology annotation, cellular component: nucleus.